Dibothriocephalus latus is the source of this 1353-nucleotide messenger RNA. NCBI's taxonomy places the organism in Eukaryota, Metazoa, Platyhelminthes, Cestoda, Diphyllobothriidea, Diphyllobothriidae. The record is from the annotation of a GenBank genome assembly.
AGCAUAAUACUAAAUGGACAGUCUUCGCUGAAGACGUUUGACGUCAUCUCGGUUCUCUUUCACAAAAGUUUUUCGAAGUCGGACAACUUUAAAAUCGGAAAAGCUCUGGUGACCAUCCUGAACAGUGACCUACUGUCAGAUGGGGUUUCUCCUAUAGUCUGUUUAUUCCUUAUCUGGGAUAUGUACAAGUCUGAAGCUCUCGAACACAAUCCAUUUUUACAGUUUAUUGUCAACUAUUUGCAACGUGACAGUUCACACUUCACUAGUUCCUUGCCUCUGCCCGCGAAGGUUUUCAUGCACACCUUGAUGAAGUUUCCAGACCGUGCUCGCGAUCUAUGCAAGACUACACCCCUGCAACUUUUAACGAUGGAUGCUGACGUUUCCACCCUGCGAUCGUGUGAUUGGUCGAUUUUUGACACACGCAUCCAGGAGCAUCUGCAGCCGAUUCCCAAAUUUGAUUCUUGUGGUAUUCCUUGUGUUUUGCCUGACGAUGACACAAUGAAGUCGACUGCCUUUGGUUUAGAUAGAAUUUCGACUGAGGCGUCUGCGUCCCAGCGGAAGCAUUGCAUAGAAGGACUGCUCGGAAGUGACAUGCUGGUUGCAUCUAUGCAGAGCUUGCGACCUGAUUUCCUACGCCUUGCGCCACCAAUAAUGCCUUGCCCACAGGCCUCUAGUGCUGGCAGCGAGGUAUUCAAGAGUUAUAAAUCUGCUGAUCCCUGUUUCUCGGAUUCUGAAUGGGUCGAAGAGCUGGUGUGGCUCAAUCCAACCACGAUAGAACACCAGUUUCACUGGGAUUCUAGCAUGGGACACUCUAGUCCCACAUUUGAGCUACGCCAACUUAUGUCCAUUGCUCUCACUUCGGCCCUAACUCACGCCCAGCAACAAAUUAUGGUUCAGUCUAUAAAGGAAGAUCCUAACCUCAUCCCCAGCCUUGGCCUUACCUCCGAAAACUUUGCAAAUCUUGUAAAUCGGAAUCCCGUCGUGGCCAUUGAAAUCCUUCUCGGCUUAAUAUCUACCCCCGAGGUUAACACAUAUUUAUCGUCCCUGGUGAAAAUGAAUAUUACUGUAAACUCAAUGGAGGUAGUAAAUCGAGUAGCUGCCCUCGUCGCGUUACCUUCGGAGUUCAUCCACACUUUCAUAUCAAACUGCAUAUCUACCUGUCAGGGAACUCAAGACAAAUAUCUGCAAGGUAUCCUAGUCGAAGUGCAAUCUUUCUGCCUGGAGUUCAACAAACUUCGUGAAGCAAACACCUUGUAUAGACUUAUAAAAAAUAUCGAGGUCAGUGAUAUAGCUGGCCAUGGAACUCCCCCCACCGGCACCGAGAUGCAAGGAACGCAACCGAAAGAACAGUGA